Molecule: messenger RNA, 2387 nt
Organism: Jatropha curcas
Lineage: Eukaryota; Viridiplantae; Streptophyta; Magnoliopsida; Malpighiales; Euphorbiaceae
Gene: MCA1
Product: PLAC8 family protein
Biological process (GO): cell surface receptor signaling pathway
Source: RefSeq, a predicted model, not a curated record
CGUCUGUCUGGCUCCGGUACUGCGUAUUGCAUGAUGAUGUGGCACUUAAGGCCAAAGACCUGUGGAAUGAAGGAAAACGCAGGGACAAACGCCACCGAAACCGUGAGCGAUUAGAUAUUGACAAAUGCGGUGAGAGAGAGAAAGAGAAGAAGUAGACGAAGAUGCUCAAAUAGUUCCAAAUUCCAUUCACAGAAAGAAGAAGGUCGAAGGAGCUCGACUUUUGAGUUAUUUUCAGCAAAGCAAUGUCUGCUAAUACCAGAAUUUAAUGCUCUUCUUCUUAUUAGUUUACUCUUCUUUUCUUCUUUUUUAAUGGUUAUUUAUAGAUUAUAGUACAUUUUAGUGGAGGUCCUCGAUCUUUGGCGAAUUUUCUUUUCUUUUCUUUUUCCUUUUUUUUUGAGCUGAAAUUUAGAAAAGAAGGUUAGUUAAUUUACUUUGUUUAGCGCUUAUGGAGUGAAGUUGAAGAUCUUAACAAGCAAGUCCUUGAAUGGAUAUUCGGUUUCCAAAUAGAUCCGCUGAAGUAGUAGCAUUUGAUCUUGAUCCGGCUUGAAACCAGAACAUUUUGGUAUAAAAAGAAAUCUUAAAACUCUAUUUCUAGUAUUGACUGUUGCUUCUCCUCUGAUAUGGCAAUGCAAAUGAUAACAAUUCCAAAGGCCGAGUGAAUGUUGAGGUCAUUGGCUUAGAAGAGGAAUUUUGGGUUGUUGCAUUAGUUAAAUGUUGAAGAUGGCGUCGUGGGAUAAUUUGGGGGAGCUUGCGACUGUGGCCCAGCUUACGGGUGUUGAUGCAGUGCGGUUAAUAGCGAUGAUAGCGAAGGCUGCGACUACAGCGCGAAUGCACAAGAAGAAUUGCAAGCAAUUUGCGCAGCAUCUUAAGUUGAUUGGGAACUUAUUGGAGCAGCUUAAGAUCUCAGAGCUUAAGAAGUAUCCAGAGACAAGGGAGCCUUUGGAGCAGCUUGAAGAGGCUUUGAGAAGGUCUUAUAUUUUGGUUAAUAGUUGUCAAGAUAGAAGCUAUCUCUACUUGCUUGCUAUGGGUUGGAAUAUUGUUUACCAGUUUAGAAAGGCGCAGAACGAGAUCGACCGGUACUUGCGGCUAGUUCCUCUCAUUACUCUUGUGGAUAAUGCUCGUGUCAGGGAGAGACUGGAAGAUAUUGAGAAGGAUCAACGUGAGUACACAUUGGAUGAAGAGGAUAGAAGGGUGCAAGAUGUGAUCUUGAAGCAAGAACCCUUGAAAGAUCAAACCAUUAUGUUGAAAAAAACUCUUUCGUGUUCCUACCCAAACUUAGGUUUUAAUGAAGCUCUUCGAAAGGAAAAUGAGAAGCUUCAGCUUGAACUUCAACGAUCACAAGCUAAUUUGGAUGUGAACCAAUGUGAAGUUAUCCAACAUUUGAUUGAAGUAACAGAAGCUGCUGUUGCGAAUUCUGUUCCACAAAAGAGUUCACCUGUUAAAGCUUCCAAGAAACUGGAGCCCAGUUAUUCAGAUGUUAGUGAGAAAAAUCAUUCAUAUGAUGAAGCUUAUCCUAAGAAAAAUAAUUCUCGCACAACUUCAAGAAAUACAUCAGGAGAUGAUCUGCUCUCACGGAAAGGCUCAUAUCGAGAUGAAGAAUGGCAUACUGAUUUGCUUGGUUGUUGUUCAGAGCCUUCUCUAUGUAUGAGAACAUUCUUCUAUCCUUGUGGCACUAUUUCAAAGAUAGCUACUGUGGCAACCAACAGGCACAUGUCUUCAGCAGAAGCAUGUAAUGAGUUGAUGGCAUAUUCAUUGAUAUUAUCAUGUUGUUGCUAUACUUGUUGCAUCAGAAGGAAGCUUCGCAAAAUGUUGAAUAUCACGGGAGGCUUUGUAGAUGAUUUUCUGUCGCAUUUGAUGUGUUGCUGCUGUGCCCUUGUCCAGGAAUACCGUGAGGUGGAGAUUCGUGGGGUUUAUGGUCCUGAGAAGACAAAAAUAAGCCCACCACCCUCACAGUUCAUGGAAUCCUAAGUGACAGCCCAAAUGCAUUUUUUAGUUGGUUGGACUUAUCCAUAUACGUGGAAGGUCAUAUACAGAGGUAAUAGCUAAUUGCCACUGUUAUAUGGAACAUGUCUGGAACUGCCUUUUAGCCAUAAAUUACUCUUACCCUUAUAUGUUGAGUCCACCAUGUGUAAGUAACUUUUUUAUUGAUUCCAUGUUCAGCAGAUGAUGUAUUAUACACUUCAUUUUAAUGAUUUUUGAGUUUAUUACUUGGUUUUGUAUAAUCAUGUGAUCUGUCUCUAAGGUUAGCUUAGGCAAGGUGCACUUCCUUUACUGAACAACAUUGGAUUGUAUUUUUGGUUUUACAUUAUAUUUUAUUACCAGUCUGUACAGAUGUAUUAUGUAUGUGCAUUUACAUAGAAUGAUGAGGACAUGAUUUCUGCUGGUUA